UUGGCAGUAACUCCCCGGGAGAGCCAAGCUGGAAGCCGGAGAAGCUCAAGAAGGCACCUGGCUGCCGCGCGGCCGAGAAGAGGGAAAGACUUUUAUCUCUAACAGACUCGUGGGAGUCCAAAGCAAGUCUCCUUGGAGGGUAUUUCUAAGUGUGCUUAUUGGACCAUGUGCUGCUAUGUAUGCCUGAAAUACUUGAAAUGCAAAUUUGGAGACACUUUGCCAUCUAAAUGCUUGGCUGGAUUAAGCGCCUAAUUAGGAUGGUUUUUCAACAGGUUGGAGGAAGCAUGCAAUCGGUACUUUGGUCUGGGAAGCCAUAUGGUUCAUCUCGAAGUAUCGUAAGGAAAAUUGGUACUAACUUAUCUCUGAUCCAGUGCCCAAGAGUUCAGUUUCAGCUUACCAGCCCUACAACAGAAUGGAGCCCAAACCAUCUGGGAGAAGAUGCAGUGGUGUCUUUUGCAGAUGUUGGAUGGGUAGCCAAAGAAGAAGGAGAAUGUUCAACAAGACAAAGGACAGAGGUCAGAUCAAGGCAACCUCUCCAGGAUGACCUUCCUUUCUUUGAGAAGCCGCCAAGCAGGCAGUUUUCCUUACCAAACCUGUCUCCAGAAGAUCCUCAACAGAAGACAGCACUAGCAAAUGAGGAAGCAUUGCAGAAGAUCUGUGCCCUUGAAAAUGAACUUGCUGCUCUCAGAGCUCAGAUUGCCAAAAUUGUAACCCUGCAAGAACAGCAAAAUCUCAUUACAGGUGACUUAGAUCCUGCCACAUCUGUUACUACACCACCAUCCUCUAUUCCACCACCGCCGCCGCCGCCGCCCCCACCUCCCCCACCUCCCCCACCCCUUCCCCCAUCAGGGCUCCACCAAAGUGUAUCAUCCGCUAUUGACCUGAUAAAAGAGCGAAGAGAGAAAAAAGCCUGUGCUGGGAAGACUUUGGUUAAGAGCAGUCCAAAGAAACCCGAUAUGCCAAAUAUGCUAGAGAUCCUUAAAGAUAUGAACAGUGUAAAACUUCGGUCAGUAAAAAGGUCAGAACAGGAUAUAAAGCCCAAAACGGUGGAUGCUACUGACCCAGCUGCCCUCAUAGCAGAGGCUCUGAAAAAGAAAUUUGCUUAUCGAUAUCGAAGCGAUAGUCAAGGUGAAAUUGAAAAAGGAAUUCCCAAACCUGCAUCGGACGCCACCUCAGAAACAGUGUUGUUUGGGCCACACAUGUUGAAGUCUACAGGAAAAAUGAAGGCUUUAAUUGAAAAUGUUUCAACUUCCUAAUAGACAGUGAGCAGAGAAAAACUAUCCUGUUGGUUUGUUAGGGCUGUUUGACAAGUAGAAAUCAACACUAUUUAGUAAAUACCUGAAUUUAGUAUUCAGUGGUCUCCUUUAAGUCUAAUUAGAUUCAACAAUAACAAAAGCACUCUAAGUUUGUGGGGUUUUUUUUUUUUUUUUUUUUG
This is a messenger RNA of Lontra canadensis (Northern American river otter), 1435 nucleotides long. It is a transcript of the gene MTFR1, whose product is annotated as mitochondrial fission regulator 1. The transcript is spliced from 9 exons. The record is from RefSeq and is a predicted model, not a curated record. Gene Ontology annotation, biological process: mitochondrial fission; aerobic respiration. Gene Ontology annotation, cellular component: mitochondrion. Lineage: Eukaryota; Metazoa; Chordata; Mammalia; Carnivora; Mustelidae. The coding region runs from base 228 to 1256 and encodes 342 amino acids.